This is a messenger RNA of Formica exsecta, 7640 nucleotides long. It is a transcript of the gene botv, whose product is annotated as exostosin-3. The transcript is spliced from 28 exons. Gene Ontology annotation, biological process: proteolysis. Gene Ontology annotation, cellular component: membrane. The coding region runs from base 99 to 6842 and encodes 2247 amino acids. The record is from RefSeq and is a predicted model, not a curated record. Gene Ontology annotation, molecular function: glycosyltransferase activity; tripeptidyl-peptidase activity; serine-type endopeptidase activity. NCBI's taxonomy places the organism in Eukaryota, Metazoa, Arthropoda, Insecta, Hymenoptera, Formicidae.
GCAGAUCCCGUUUUUUGAUUGAUAUAUAAGGCCGUGGCACAGUACAAAGGAAACAUCCCGAGUGUGGUUUUUCCGAUAGUCACGGUGGCAUUCGAAAUAUGGCAGGCGUCAUUGAUUGUAACUUUCCUAUUUGGGGCCUGCUGCCUAAGAAAGAGACGGGUGUCACUCAAUUCCUAACUAAAUAUCCCGAAUACGAUGGUCGGGGCGUCGUCAUCGCGAUCUUUGACUCGGGGGUGGACCCCGGGGCCCCGGGUAUGCAGAUAACUUCAGAUGGAAAACCAAAAAUUAUCGAAAGAUUCGACUGUAGUGGAGCAGGAGAUGUAGAUACUAGCAAAGUUGUUCAAGCACCAGAUGGCUAUAUAAUUGGCUUGACUGGUCGUAAAUUAAAGGUUCCAUCUAAGUGGAAUAAUCCCACUGGAGAAUAUCAUAUUGGUUUAAAAAAUUUGUAUUCAUUAUAUCCUACUAAAUUAAAGGAAAGAAUAGUGGCAGAACGUAAGAAGCGUCUUUGGGAUGAUGGUCAUAAAACAGCGCUUGCAGAAGCUUCGAGACAAUUACAAGAAUUUGAAAGCAAGAAUCCACAGUUGUCGACUUUAGAAGAAAAACUACAAAAAGAAGAGCUUGAAGCUAGAAUUGAAAUAUUGAAUAACAUUGAAAAAAAAUAUUGUGAUGUAGGACCUACUUAUGAUUGUGUUGUUUUCCAUGACGGUAACAUUUGGAGGGCAUGUAUCGACACGUCUGAAGAAGGUAAUCUGGAAGAUGGCGUUUUUCUCGGUGAAUAUUCUGUUACAAAAGAUUUUGAUCCUCUUACUGAAGAAGACCAAUUAAACGUUAGUAUUAAUAUCCAUGAUGAGGGAAAUACAUUAGAAAUUGUCAGCUUAUGUUCAAGUCAUGGGACACAUGUAGCAUCAAUUGCGGCUGCGUAUUUUCCUGAUAACCCAGAAUUGAAUGGAGUGGCACCAGGAGCCCAGAUUAUAUCACUGACAGUCGGUGACGGACGUAUCGGUACAAUGGAAACUGGAACUGCCGUAGUACGGGCAAUGAUCCAUAUAAUGCAGCGUAAAGAGAAGGUUCAUGUGAUAAACAUGAGUUAUGGAGAACACGCUCACUGGUCAAAUACUGGUAGAAUAGGAGAACUGAUGAAUGAAGUUAUUGACGAAUAUGGUGUAGUUUGGGUUGCAUCUGCUGGCAAUCUUGGACCGGCUUUGUGUACCAUUGGAACUCCACCAGACAUCAGUUCAAACAGUAUUAUUAGCGUUGGUGCUUAUGUAUCACCUGAUAUGAUGGUAGCUGAAUAUUCUUUAAGAGAAAAGAUGCCAGGCAUGCCAUAUACUUGGUCAUCCCGCGGCCCUAUGAUAGAUGGAGGUGCCGGUGUAACAGUAUGCGCGCCAGGAGGUGCUAUUACCAGCGUUCCAAACUUUACACUUAGGAAAAGUCAACUUAUGAAUGGCACAAGUAUGGCAAGCCCGCAUGUAACCGGCGCUGUUGCGGUUCUUAUAUCAGGUCUUCUCGCCAAAGGUUGUCCGUAUUCUCCUUACAGUAUAAAAAGGGCUCUUGAAAAUACCGCUCUUUAUAUAUCCAACUUAGAUCAGUUCGCACAAGGGUCCGGCCUGUUACAAGUUGAACGCGCGUUUGAUAAUCUCGUUUCGUACAGCGAUGCCCCCGAAAGAGACAUUCGAUUUACCAUCAAUUGCGGAGUCAAUAAUUCUAAAGGCAUUCAUAUGAGAACAGGUGUUAUCGAUCGUUCAAAGGAUUAUGCAAUUACAGUCGAACCAGUAUUCAUAAAUAGUGAAAAUAUAGAACCAUCGCGCAAAAUUGACUUUAAUCUAAAGCUAACACUUGUGUGCGAUGCUUCAUGGGUCCAAUUUCCAACACAUCUGGAUUUAAUGCAUAUGCCUCGCUCCUUCGCUAUUAGAGUUGAAGCAUCCAAUUUACCAGAAGGUGUUCAUGCCACUAGUGUACGAGCAUAUGACGUUACUAAUAUCGCGAAAGGACCAGUAUUCCAAAUUCCGGUGACUGUCGUCCAACCAAUGACAUUACCGAAAACUGUGCUUCUUCCUGACUUAACGUAUACGAACGUUUUGUUCAAACCCAACACAAUUCAGCGUCAUUUUAUUCUUGUUCCAGAAGAUGCUACUUGGGCAGUUCUUAGAUUAAAAAGCGCAGAAAAGGAUAAGACUGGUAGAUUUGUGCUCCAUACUGUUCAAUUAAAACCUCGCAUGGCCUGCAAAACCCUUGAAGUUAACAAAAUAAUCAGUGUUACAUCUCAAUCAGAAACUAUUCAACCAUUUGCUGUCCAAGGUGGAUUAAUUCUAGAAGUAGUUAUUGCAAAAUAUUGGGCAAAUUUGGGCGACAUGCUUAUCGAUUAUUCCAUAGAAUUUCAUGGGAUUCAUAUGAUAAAUGGUAACCUUACGAUGUUAUCUGGGGAUGGAAUAAAUCGCCUUGAAUUACGUAGCUCUCUUAGAAACGAAGAAGUUGUACCAAAUAUUUCUCUAAAGACAUCUGUGCAGGUCUUAAAGCCUAAUGAAUCGAAAAUUGCUCCUUUACGAGCACGUGAUAUUAUUCCACCGUCACGACAAAUAUACGAAUUGCAACUAACGUACACAUUCCACUCGGCAAAAGCGACUGAAGUUACACCAAAUGCUGCAUUGCUUAGUGAUUUGUUGUAUGAGAAUGAAUAUGAGAGUCAAAUGUGGAUGAUUUAUGAUAGCAACAAACAACUAAUAAGUUGCGGAGAUGCAUAUCCAUCUAAAUAUACAAUCCAAAAACUAGAAAAAGGAGACUACACUUUGAAAAUGCAUACACGUCAUGAAAAGAAAGAUUUAUUGGAAAGAUUAACAGAUAUGCCAUUACUCCUAAGUCAAAAACUUAGUACACCAAUUAAUUUGGAUAUUUAUGCCAAUCAAUCACAAGCUAUUAUUGGUGGAAAAAAGAUGGUUGCUGCAUUUAUUCCACUUGGUCAUAUUCUUCCUUUGUAUAUUGCUCCAUUGUCCAACGAAAGCAAAGUAUCGAAAUAUGCUACCCCUGGUAGUUAUCUUCAAGGUACAUUGACUUUCUCUAAAGAUGAAAUUGGAAAGAAGGUGGAUAGUCACAUAUUCAAAUAUAUCAUAUCUGAACCUGCCAAGAAAAAUAGUAGUCCUGCUACUAAAACAGAGAAGGAGAAAACUACAAAGUGGGAUGAAUAUCAAGAAGCAAUAAGAGAUCUAAAGUGCAAUUAUCUUGCAAAAUUUGAACCCGGCGAACAUGCCAAUUCGCUAUACGGGGAAUUAAAAGGUAUCUUUUCGGAUCAUUUACCCGUUCACACUGCCAUGUUGACAUCUUUGGAUUCUCCUGAAGCACGGCGACAUGUACCGCACGACGAUCUUUCCGAAAACGCUAUUGCAUUAGCUAAUCAAAUAGUAACAGUCGCUGACUCUGUGAUUACAAAUAUCGAUCAAGAUAAGUUAUUAGCGUAUUACGGAUUGAAGAAUGAUCAACGUCCUGACGCGGCUAAAAUCAAGAUAACCAUGGAAAAGCAAAAGAACAGUUUGAUCGAGGGAUUAGUGAAGAAAGGUUGCGCAUUGGCACGAUUAUACAUACAUGGAACAAAGACUGGGGAGGGAGAUCGAUCUUUUCAACAUUUACUCGAAAGUGUUACGCAUCACUGGCAAGAAGUACAGAAAUUUGCUGAACCUACUGAUAGUAAGGUCAUUAUUUUAUCUUUAUGGCACGCACACAUUAAUAAUCAUUAUGGGCGUUACUUAAAAUUAUUGACGCGUUAUUAUGAGGAGAAACCAUUGAAGGAAAUUGAUGAAAAGUGCAUUGAAAUUGCAAAGGUUCUGGGAUGGAAACAUUGGUCACGUCUCCUCACCUCAAUAAGCGAAGCUUGUACACUGAUAUGUUUGCUUGUGGCCGUACGAAUAUCAAGAGAACAUUUAUCGAUUCACGAUAUAGAAAACUGUCCGAGAUUGAAUAUUAUUGUAGCAGAAGCGAUGAUAGAGGGUAAUGCGAUUCAUGCAUGGCUUAUUAAGGAAAGACUUAUAUCGCAUCCAUAUUUAAGUACUGAGGAAGCUCUGAAAUAUGGGGGCAAAAGCCUAAACAUAUUAAAAGAAUGGGUAACGUUGUUUGAUUCACACAGUCACAUCACUGCUAGUAAUUCAAAUCGCGGAUUAGUCAUUGCUCAGGUGGAAUCUGAUGCUCCAGAUAGAGAUAUAUAUAGAACAUUUUCAACUCUUGAAGCCUUUGAAGAUUUUACAUCUAUGAAAGCAUCACAAUUGAAGAUGCGAAUAGAGGAAAUGUUUCAUAUAAAAAUUUCAGUGAGCAACGAAUUGAGAGAUUUAAGUGCUAAAAGACAAAGACUUCAAGGUGAAGUUAAUAGUUUAACGCAAAAAAUAGACGAAUUAAAACAAGAAUUAUUACAUCAACAAACAGAUCUCAACAGAUUAAAAAUAAGCGUGGAACAAGCACAAGUAGCACAAAGAGAAGCAGUUGAAAGGAAUACGCCGGAAUUGGCACCUCCUAAGAGAAUAUUGAUUAAUAGUACUCCAAUUAUAUUACUCAGUACAGAUCCACGAUCAUGUAAAAUGUAUAAUUGUUUUGAUCAUAGUCGAUGUGCAUUGACGAGUGGCUUUCCUGUGUACUUGUAUGAUCCAGAUCAAUUCUCGGUAGUUAAUCCAGGAUGGGAUGUAGAUGGUUUCUUAAAAACGACUAUUAAACAAACAUUAGGAUACAAUCCGCAUCUUACUAGAAAUCCGGCAGAGGCAUGUAUCUACAUAGUUUUAGUUGGUGAAGCAUUAAGCUCCCAACAAAAGAGUGAUCAACGUUACAGCAAUUCUUUAGAUACAAAAAAACUCAACGCACUUCCCUAUUGGGGGGGAGAUGGUAGAAAUCAUAUAUUGUUAAAUCUUGCAAGGAGAGAUUUGUCUGCAGAUUCUGGAAAUAUUUUUAGUAAUCUGGAUACCGGGAGAGCAAUAGUAGUGCAAUCAACAUUUCAUAGAAAUCAGUUUCGCGAUGGUUUUGAUUUAAUUGUUCCACCAAUUCUGGGACCACCUGGUGGAGAUGUUUGGCAAGAAUGUGCACAAAUGCUGCCUGCGAGAAGAAAAUAUUUGUUGUCCUUUCAGGGAGAAAUGAGAACUUUUAAAGGCACUCCAAUGACACAUCAAAUCGACGAUUCAGACAUAGAUCUGGAAAAAUCAUUGGUCGAUGAUAAUAAUAUAGACUCAUUUAUCAUUCAACAUUUGAAAGAUAUGAGCAAUGGAAUAACUUUGGAUAAGUUUUAUAUUCAAUUUGAAUGUAUACCAGCCUCUGUGGAAAGCAAACCUGUACAGACUCUUGAUUGGUCGCUCUGUGGAACUGAUUCGUCUAGACGAGCCAUACUAAAAGAAUCGACAUUUGCAUUGAUUUUAGCUCCUAGCAAUGUCACAUUAUUGACUACUUCGUCUAUGCAAGCGAGAUUAUAUGAAGCAUUACGAGCCGGGUCAAUACCAGUUAUUCUCGGUGGUGAUCAAAUUUUGCUUAAUUAUAAUGAAGUUAUAACUUGGAGAAGAGCUGUUAUCUUUUUACCUAAGGCUAGAGUGACUGAAAUGCAUUUUUUACUGCGUGCUGUUCCUGACAACGAUCUUCUGACUAUGCGAAGACAAGGUAGAUUAAUAUGGGAACGAUUUAUGAGUACCGCACAAAGUGUAAUGGAUACUACCAUAGCGGUAGUCAGAGACAGACUCGGUAUACCUCCGUUACCGGCACCUCAAACACCCAGUCCCAGUGUGUUUAACGAAAGCUUUGUGCCUUUAAAGUCGGAUACCAUCAUCGCUGAGCCUGAAGCUGAAGAGAGCUUAGGUCCUUUAGAACCGCCGUACCCAUCUCCUGCUUUUAAGAGAAAUUAUACAACAUUAUUAAUUCAAGGUCAUGAAAUUUGGAAUGAUUGGAUGGAUCCAUUUAAUUUGUAUCCGCAAUUACCUUUUGAUACCAUUCUUCCUAGUGAUGCCAAAUUUCUUGGCUCAGAAGUUGGCUUUCGGCCUAUUGGCAAAGGUGCUGGAGGUGCCGGAAAAGAGUUUAGUGAAUCAUUAGGAGGAAACUAUCCAAGAGAACAGUUUACAAUUGUAAUAUUAACAUACGAAAGAGAACAAGUUCUUAUAAAUUCGCUAGCACGUCUUUAUGGUUUGCCUUAUUUGAACAAAGUACUGAUAGUGUGGAAUAGUCCAAAACCACCCGCGGAAGAUCUCAAAUGGCCUGACAUCGGCGUUCCAAUAAAUGUCAUAAAGGCUUCAAGAAACAGUUUGAAUAAUAGAUUCCUUCCAUUCGAUGCAAUUGAAACAGAAGCCGUCCUUUCUGUUGACGAUGAUGCUCACUUGAGGCAUGAUGAGAUCAUGUUUGGUUUCAGAGUAUGGAGGGAACAUCGAGAUCGUAUAGUUGGAUUCCCUGGUCGCUUUCACGCAUGGGACCAGAAUUAUCAUAACGCUUGGAAUUAUAAUUCUAAUUAUUCUUGCGAGUUAUCCAUGGUUUUAACCGGAGCUGCUUUCAUACACAAAUAUUAUACAUAUCUAUAUACAUAUUGGUUACCACAGUCAAUAAGAGAUAAAGUUGAUGAAUAUAUGAAUUGUGAAGAUAUAGCUAUGAAUUUCUUAAUAUCUCAUCUUACAAGGAAACCACCAGUUAAAGUAACAUCACGUUGGACAUUUAGAUGUCCGGGUUGCCCAGUUUCGCUUUCAGAAGAUGAUACUCAUUUUCAGGAGAGACAUAAGUGUAUUAAUUUCUUCUCGCAGGUUUUCGGAUAUAUGCCGCUAUUGAAUACGCAAUAUCGAGCAGAUUCCAUACUAUUUAAGACACGAAUACCACAUGACAAGCAAAAAUGUUUCAAAUUUAUAUGAAGAGGAAACUUACGCGCGUGUAUAGACUUUUGUGUAGGUAUUGUAGAAUAAGAUUUAUAUGACUUUGAUACAAUUUUAUGCAAUUCUAAAUUAUUACAAAACAUUUUACAAAAUGUGUACAAAAAGUUCAAGAACAUAAUGAAGAGUUUAAUUAUAUAAUAGGGAUUUUAUCAAAAAAAUGUCAAUAAAUAGAUAAAUUGUACAAAUGAUUAAAACAUGAACAAAUAUUGAAUGUAUCUUACAAAUAAUUAGUGCAAGGUUCUCCUUAUGUAAUUGAAUAGUGUCCAGUUUUUUUUAUCUCUGCAAGAUAUUUAAUGACAAUGAUUAUAAUGACGAUCAAAAUAAUUUCAUGACUAAUAUUAUAGAGAAGAUGAUAAAAUAAUCUGCAUUAUUAAUAUAUGUGAAUACAUAAUUGUAAAUGAUUCUCUUUUUUUUUAGCUUAUGUUCUUUAUCUUUUUUAAGUGUAAUAGUAAUCAGUGUUGCAAUCUGUGAAACAUUUAAUGCUCCAAAAAGACAGAAAAUUUUGUAAAUAUGAUCAGUGUAUACUAUAUGAAUAUAUAUUAUAAUCUAUAAUAUAGCAUAUUUUUUAUUAUGCCAUAUUGUAUAAUAUAAUAUAUAAUUGAAUUACUGCCGUAAUUAGGAGCAUAUAUAAGUACAUAGUACAUAUAUAACACACAUUACAUAUACAUACAUAUUAUAAAUAUAUUAUAAAUAUAAAUUGUGUGUAUGAUGAUCAAAAUAAUGUAUAUAUUUAAGAUAAAAUUAGAAAGAUAACAUAAUGCUUUAACAACACUAUAU